AUGGUCCCGACAGCAUUAAUUUAUAGAGUUUCUACUGUAGGUGCUGCUGGACAAGGUAAAUUUUCUUAUUGCUUUGAGACGUUGAACCAGAAUAUUGAGGGAUCAGAUACAUAUUUAAGGUUUGGUACGGAUGCGACGAUUAAAGAUGUAGGUCUUAAAAUAUAUAUAACUCCCACUGUUAUACCUACGUUUCGAACUUCUUUUUAUUACUUAAAUAUAGAAGAUAUUAGUGUAGGUAACAAAAGAGUGGGAUUUCCUAGAGGUACUUUCAAGCUUAACAGUCACGGAGAAGGUGGCACUGUCAUAGAUUCUGGCACUCCAAUAUCCUUUAUGUAUAAAGAUCAUUUUGAUAGAGUUGCAGAUUUGGUGAAGGCACAUUUUAACGACCUCAGAAUUGAAUAUAUUGGUUCACAAUACAAUUUUAAUGUUUGUUUUCGUCCAAGAGGAAGAUUUGAUAUUACUAAUUAUCCUUCCAUAACAAUUCAUCUUCAACAAGCCGAUUAUGUUAUUCCAGAUUAUAAAGCUAAUUUUGUGGUAACAUCUGAUGGAAUUAUUUGCUUAGAAAUUUUCCGAGUGGAUACAAAUAGGCCUGCUUUUAUUUUAGGAGCAAUGCAACAAUCUAAUAAACGUAUUUUGUACAAUGUUAUGGAUCAAUCGCUUUCAUUCGCUACAAAAUAUUGUGAAUUGGAUUCUUGA
Molecule: messenger RNA, 696 nt
Organism: Papaver somniferum (opium poppy)
Lineage: Eukaryota; Viridiplantae; Streptophyta; Magnoliopsida; Ranunculales; Papaveraceae
Product: aspartic proteinase nepenthesin-2-like
Exons: 1
Coding region: 1-696 (231 amino acids)
Cellular component (GO): extracellular region
Source: RefSeq, a predicted model, not a curated record